AUGGUUUCUUGGAAUAACAUCUUCACCUUGGCCCUUGGGCUCAUUGGCUCAGCUCGUGCCUAUACCAACCCCAUCAGAAACCCAGGUGGUGGUGAUCCCCAGAUUACCUACACCGGAGGAUACUACUACCUCAUCUCGACAGAGUGGACAAACCUCCAGCUAUCCCGAGCUACCACUAUCGAGGGUCUCAAGACUGCUACUCCCAAGGUCAUCUACACAGACUCUGACCCUUCGCGCUCAUCCAACGUCUGGGCUCCGGAGCUUCACUAUCUCGGCGGAAAGUGGUACAUCUACUAUACUGCCGGAAAGUCCGAAGAUCUCACUGGCCAGCGGUCACAUGUUAUCAAGGGUGGUGCUAGUCCCUGGGAUAGUUGGUCCUAUGGAGCCAAGCUCUCUGAUGACUGGGGCAUUGACGGCACCAUCCUUCGCACCAACCAAUUCGGCAACUACUUCGUCUACUCUUGUAUGACCGGCGUGCAAUACCAGUCAACAUGCAUCCGUAAACUGGGCUCCGACUUCUUGUCCGUCGGUGCCCUAAGCAUCAUCUCCCAACCCGACCAAAGCUGGGAAAAGAGCGGAACUCCCGUGCAAGAGGGACCCAACGCCUUGUACUUCGGCGGAAAGACCUAUAUCUCCUACUCAGCCAACUACUGCUGGACUCCAGACUACUGCGUCGCUCUGCUCGAAUGGGAUGGAAAGACUGAUCCUGCCAAGGCCUCAGCAUGGAAGAAGUCCAAUGGUUGUGUUCUCAAGAGCGCGAAUGGAAGUUAUGGAACUGGACAUAACAGUUUCUUCCAGAGCCCUGAUGGAAAGCAGACUUUCAUCACCUUCCAUGCUACUUCCAACAAGAAUGGUGCAUGCGACGAUACCAGAUAUGCUAUGACGCAGCCGCUGACUGCCAAUGCUGAUGGAACACCGAACUUUGGGUCUGUUCAGCCUUUCUCUCACCAAUUUGCUGAGCCUUCUAGAUAA
This is a messenger RNA of Fusarium mangiferae, 972 nucleotides long. RefSeq lists its product as uncharacterized. The transcript is spliced from 2 exons. NCBI's taxonomy places the organism in Eukaryota, Fungi, Ascomycota, Sordariomycetes, Hypocreales, Nectriaceae. The record is from RefSeq and is a predicted model, not a curated record. Bases 1 to 972 code for a protein of 323 amino acids. Gene Ontology annotation, biological process: carbohydrate metabolic process. Gene Ontology annotation, molecular function: hydrolase activity, hydrolyzing O-glycosyl compounds.